GGCACAGUCAUUUCAUCAGGUCGGAACAGUGUCUCUAGACAUGCGACUGUUUGUGUUGACACUUUGUCUUUUGGCUUGUCUCUCUGUGAAGGCUUUGUCACCCAGCGGCCAGAAUGUUUGUAGACACACCAGAAUCGAGAGGUACACGGCCAGGGUGAGCUAUUAUGCAAGUUGCGGAUGGUGGAGUAGAUGUACACGUUACAGGUACGUAGUUCGUACCAGAACAGCCGUGGACUAUAGUUGUUGCUCAGGAUGGAACAGUGCUGACAACAUUCAUUGUAAAAGAGCGAUGUGUACUGGAUCCGCCCCAGGAACUUGUCCAAACGGAGGUGUUUGCGUCCGGCCCACAGUUUGCUCAUGCAGGAGGGGAUUUGGCCAGCCUAAAUGUGUAGAUAUCAAUGAAUGCUCACUAAACACAGAUGGCUGUCAGCAGGUUUGCGUGAAUACCGUCGGGUCGUUCAGAUGCAGCUGUAGAGCAGGUUAUGGACUUUUGGCUGAUAGGAAGAACUGCAAGCCGGUGUGCAACGGCCUUACCCCGGGUAUAUGUGCCAAUGGGGGAACGUGUGUACGACCUGGCGUUUGUCAAUGUCGGACAGGAUACGCUCUGCCUCGAUGUGACGAUGUAAAUGAGUGCCAAAUAAAAAAUGGUGGAUGCAGCCAAACAUGCCAGAACCUCCGAGGAUCUUACCGUUGCGGAUGUAGGAGUGGCUACGCGUUGCUAAGCGAUGGGAAAUCGUGUAAACCACAUUGUCACGGCGCUCCGAUUGGAACCUGUCAAAAUGGUGGAACCUGUGUUCAGCCCGACGUUUGCACGUGCCCAGUUGGUUUUGCAGCCCCCAGAUGUGAUGAUAUAAACGAGUGUCUCCAAAACAAUGGCGGAUGCUCGGGCACUUGUACGAACACAGAGGGAUCCUUCACAUGCAGCUGUGGCCAUGGUUACCAGCUUGCUGCGGACAUGCGCACCUGUAAAGCAAUCUGCCAGGGACUUCCAGCGGGCACAUGUCGCAAUGGUGGUACUUGUGUUCAGCCAGAUGUGUGUGAAUGUCCGGGUGGAUUCUCUGCGCCCGCGUGCAAUGAUACCAAUGAAUGUCUUUCCGGUAAUGGCGGAUGUGACCACCAGUGUGAGAAUACAGAGGGCUCCUUCCGGUGCAGAUGUUCCUCUGGAUACCUGUUGGCUGAGGAUGGAAAGGCGUGCGCCGAUAUUGAUGAAUGCGUAGAGGGUACUUCCGGCUGCAGCAAUUUUUGUGUCAAUGAUCCCGGGAGUUUCCACUGCAGUUGCCCUCUGGGAUACCAGCUUGGAGUAGAUGCGCGUCAGUGCCAAGACUUAGACGAAUGCCAGGCAAAUAACGGUGACUGUACUCAGACGUGUUCCAACACUGAGGGUUCUUUCGCGUGCUCUUGUCGAGAUGGUUUUGUCCUCGAUAAGGACAAGAAAACGUGCAGAGAUACCAAUGAAUGUCUUUCCGGUAAUGGCGGAUGUGACCACCAGUGUGAGAAUACAGAGGGUUCCUUCCGGUGCAGAUGUUCCUCUGGAUACCUGUUGGCUGAGGAUGGAAAGGCGUGCGCCGAUAUUGAUGAAUGCGUAGAGGGUACUUCCGGCUGCAGCAAAUUUUGUGUCAAUGAUCCCGGGAGUUUCCACUGCAGUUGCCCUCUGGGAUACCAGCUUGGAGUAGAUGCGCGUCAGUGCCAAGACUUGGACGAAUGCCAGGCAAAUAACGGUGACUGUACUCAGACGUGUUCCAACACUGAGGGUUCUUUCGCGUGCUCUUGUCGAGAUGGUUUUGUCCUCGAUAAGGACAAGAAAACGUGCAGAGAUACCAAUGAAUGUCUUUCCGGUAAUGGCGGAUGUGACCACCAGUGUGAGAAUACAGAGGGCUCCUUCCGGUGCAGAUGUUCCUCUGGAUACCUGUUGGCUGAGGAUGGAAAGGCGUGCGCCGAUAUUGAUGAAUGCGUAGAGGGUACUUCCGGCUGCAGCAAUUUUUGUGUCAAUGAUCCCGGGAGUUUCCACUGCAGUUGCCCUCUGGGAUACCAGCUUGGAGUAGAUGCGCGUCAGUGUCAAGACUUGGACGAAUGCCAGGCUAAUAACGGUGGCUGUACUCAGACGUGUUCCAACACUGAGGGUUCUUUCGCGUGCUCUUGUCGAGAUGGUUUUGUCCUCGAUAAGUACAAGAAAACGUGCAGAGUGAAUUUGAAUUUACGCAUUUCUAGAACCAUUCUCUUCGGCCCGGUGACAACUUUUAUUCUAAACUGGGAUUCUCCAACAGAAGCUGACGGGAUUGUCAGCCAGCUAGGGUACGUUGUGGAAAUUUCCAACUUAAUGUACAACCCAGCUAGUGUACAGAGGACGUUCUACCCGUCGUUUGGUAGCUUACUUCAAGCGAAGGAUGGCGAAACUACUGUAAGAGUGAGGGCAGUUCAGGAGAAUGGACUCAGUCCUGCGGCUGAGAUUGUCAUCCCUGCUGUCGGCGAAGAGAACACAGCCCCAUCAGAUCCCAUAUUUGCACCAGCGUAGGAUAAGGGAACGCAUAAAGAUGAUGCUUUAUCCAAAGCUCAGAGAUUCUCAUCAAUUUACAUUAAUGUAUUUCUUUUUAUGAAUUUUCUUCUAUUAACCGCUUUGUAUGCUUCAAUA
Molecule: messenger RNA, 2629 nt
Organism: Liolophura sinensis
Lineage: Eukaryota; Metazoa; Mollusca; Polyplacophora; Chitonida; Chitonidae
Product: fibrillin-2-like
Exons: 22
Coding region: 41-2512 (823 amino acids)
Molecular function (GO): protein binding; calcium ion binding
Source: RefSeq, a predicted model, not a curated record